AACCCCAAAAGCUACAAAAUUACGGUUACACUUAAAAUGGGAAAACUUCGAUGUAGCCCUGCAUUUUAAGACUCUUCAAAGCAGCUGGAAAAAUUGAAGGAAAUAGGUCCCGGGUCCCGAUUACAACGUUACAACGCGAAUUAGCGAACUGUGCGGGCGUGUGUAGUGUGUGUGUGUGCGAGUGCGCGCGAGCGAGAGAAAAGUGAGCGAAAAGCCAAAAGAAACACAAAUUACACAAGUUGUAAAGCUGGGGGACAAAAAAAAAAAACCGAACCGAAGAAAUUUGCCAAGAGCCAGUAUUGAUUUUUUCAUAGACACCUCCUUCGUUCUUUACCAUCGCUCUGGCAAUUAAAAAAGACUUUAUUUGAUAACGGAAAGGUGGUAAGCGGCAAGACAAGGGGGGCCCUCAGCAGUAGUUUUCCACGAUAAUCCCGACAACUCGACCCACUUCUGCAGGCUAGAAGAGAACGAAGAACGUGAAGAAAAAAAUAAGAUAGAACGGAAAGCGUCAGAAAAAAAAAACACGCACCACCACCACCACACAGCAACACGAAAACCACCAAACCAAACCACUUUUGCAUGCACAGUGGAUGUUUCAGUUUUUGGUUAACUUCCGAUCAGAACCAAAGCAAGCUAAGUAUUUUAAAUUCAAGUAAAAGAACAGCCUUUUCGGCCCAGCCUCUGUAUAGCUGAUAUCAGAAUAUAAUAUAUAUAUUUGAUAAAUAAAUAAUAUAAGAAGCAUGCCACAGUCCGAAGGCGGUUAUGUAUCGCUGCCGGCCGUAAAUGGCAACGGCACCGCCAUCUAUCAGUCCACCACAGAGCCCACGGCCCCGCCCUCGGUCUUCGAGAGCGUUAAAAGGGCCAUCGGCCAGGCCAUCAAGUCGUCGCCCGGCGACGGCAACGAGGAGCUCCUCCGCUCGGAGCGCCAGCCGGUCAUCGUUGGCGGCGCCAGAAUCUAUUUCAGAGACCGCGACAAAUCCGGUAAGACACUGACCACCAAGAUGCCGUCAGCUCCAACACACACUGCCGAGGAGGCACACCUGCUGGGCACCAUGCCCGUAGAUCCCAUGGACGAUAUCGAACUGCGCUCCGUGCAGCUGCAAUUCCCCAAUGCCCGUGGUUCCAUUCUGGAGGCCUGCGAACAGCGCCGCGUCCCCACAGACAAGGGCGAUGUCCAUGUGGCCAUACAGGGGGAUACGGCCAAGCCGGCCAUUGUCACCUACCACGAUCUGGGCCUCAAUUAUGCCACCAGCUUUGCUGGCUUCUUCAACUUCCCAGUGAUGCGGGGCUUGCUGGAGAACUUUUGUGUUUAUCAUGUGACGGCUCCGGGACAGGAAGAGGGUGCCCCUACCUUGCCGGAAGAUUACAUGUAUCCGACCAUGGACGAACUGGCCGCCCAAUUGCUGUUCGUACUGUCCCACUUUGGCCUGAAGUCGGUGAUUGGUUUCGGUGUGGGUGCCGGGGCGAAUAUUCUGGCCCGUUUCGCCCACGCCCAUCCCGAUAAGGUGGGCGCCCUCUGUCUGAUCAACUGCGUCUCGACGCAAUCGGGCUGGAUCGAGUGGGGCUAUCAGAGCUUCAAUGCCCGCUUCUUGCGCACCAAGGGCAUGACACAGGGCGUCAUCGAUUACCUGAUGUGGCAUCAUUUCGGACGCAAUCCGGAGGAGCGUAAUCACGAUCUGGUGCAGAUGUACAAGCAGCACUUUGAGCGGGGCGUCAAUCCGACCAAUCUGGCGAUGCUGAUCAACGCGUAUAUCCAUCGCAACGACCUGCACCUGGCGCGCACUCCGCCAGGCACUCCCGGCACCGAAGCGGCGGCCACCACCCUCAAGAUGCCGGUGAUCAACAUCACGGGAUCGUUGUCGCCGCACGUCGAUGACACGGUCACCUUCAAUGGUCGUCUGGAUCCCACAAACUCAUCCUGGAUGAAGAUUUCCGAUUGCGCUUUGGUGCUGGAGGAGCAGCCGGCCAAGCUGGCCGAAGCCUUCCGGCUCUUCUUGCAGGGCGAGGGCUACGCAACACCGCUGUCGACGCCAGCGAGUUCACCCUGUGGCACCAAAUACCACACCUACUCGUCGAUCUUCUUCGCCAACUUCCGGGAGCAGCAGCAGCAGGCGAUGGAGGAGCGUGAACGGGAAAGGGAGCGGGAACGGGAUCGUCAGCGGCAGUUGAGCCUUCGGGUGGGUAAUCGCCUCCGGGAGACGGCCAUCAACUGCACUGGCGUCCAGGGGGACAAUAACAACGCCGAGGAUCAGGAUGGUGACGAGGAGCUGGAUCUGGAGAAUGGUAAUGGAGCUGGUAAUGGCAAUCGUGCCUAUGUGACCACGGAUACAUCCGGUACUCUGUACUAUGGCACCCAGAGCAACAAGAUUCGGAUCACCGAGAACCCACUGCCCGAGCCGGUCAGCUCUUAGAUUGUUGCAGCGCCACAUAAUACACUCCCUAGAGACACCUUGUUACAAAUAUUGUUGUUACCACACACUGAGAAAAAUAUAUAAAGCCGAAGCAGCAGAAGCAACAGAAGCAGCCAUCAGCAGCAGCCGCCAAGCCAAGUCAAGCCAAGCUUUCAAGCCGUGCUCCAAGAGACACACCAAAGACACAAUAAACAAUAAACACUAGACACACAGUACACCAUAUACUACACCACUGCUAGAGAAUGAAUGCAAUAAUUAACCACCAAAAAAGAUGAGAAUCCUUUGAUUGAUUGUGUUUCCCUAUGGUUUUCGAGAGAUGCGGUGGAGGAGAUACAUAUAUUUGUAAUUUACACUUUGUGCCUGAGCGUAACGUAACGAACAUACACAUAAUAAUUAUAAUAUCAAGCAAAGAUCGUAUCAGAUCAGCAGCAGUACAGCAGUACCCUUAGUUAUCUCUAUUGUCGGUUACAUUUUUUUUUUUCGAGUGCAAUACAUAUUUUAUGACGAGCUUGCUUAGUUGUUGUAAAAUCGAUCAAUAUACAAGAAUAUAUAUUUAAAUAUAUAUAUACAAAUGUGUAUACAAGAAAAAGAAACAACACGAAACCGAAAUUCAAAGAUUACAAGCAUUUCUGCUUAAUGUUAAAAAUAAACUAAAAAAAAAACCAACCAACUGUUAACUUAAUCCCGAAAAGUAUAACGAAAACUAAAAAAAAAAUUGUAGCAUAUCAAAAUAAUAACGAACAAAAAUCUUUCAAAAUUACGUAUAUAAUUAUACACAGAGAAGAAAAAAAAAAUAUAAAAAAAUAUAUAAGAAAUGAGAAUCUAGAUAAAUCGUAGACUAUUGCGAAUUGCGAAAUAAUUCCAAACUGAAAUUCAGUUCACAAUGAAUGGAAGUAUAAUGCCCUAGACACUGUCACACGACAAAAUAACACACACACGAUAUGAAUAUAGAAUACAUACAUAUAUACUAUCUAUAAAUAAUGACAACUUUUUGCAAUAACUUCGAAUUCAAUUCAAUAAAAGUUUUAGAAGCUUGA
Molecule: messenger RNA, 3448 nt
Organism: Drosophila ananassae
Lineage: Eukaryota; Metazoa; Arthropoda; Insecta; Diptera; Drosophilidae
Gene: MESK2
Product: protein NDRG3
Exons: 8
Coding region: 741-2411 (556 amino acids)
Biological process (GO): signal transduction
Cellular component (GO): cytoplasm
Source: RefSeq, a predicted model, not a curated record